Molecule: messenger RNA, 3171 nt
Organism: Spirometra erinaceieuropaei
Lineage: Eukaryota; Metazoa; Platyhelminthes; Cestoda; Diphyllobothriidea; Diphyllobothriidae
Source: the annotation of a GenBank genome assembly
AUGAUGUCCUCUAAUGAAGUGUCACCCCCCGCCUCCGCGGGGGUUUCUGCGACGUCUGGUCUUAUUUGUGUGCAUUGUGGCCGCGCUUAUCGAUCUGCUGCUGGGCUGAAGUGUCACUUGCGUCGAUGUCAGCCGGAGAGUGUGUUGUCCCCUUCUGUGUCUGUGCCUGCCGAACCUUCUCCGAGGAAUUUUGUGUGUGAUCACUGUGGCCGUGGAUUUUCUUCUCAGCGUGGACGCUCACUUCAUGUAAAGAGUGCUCACCCUGCUGCCUACUUCGCUGAGCGUAGCCGGUUGGCUCCCUCUCGCACGACUUGGACGACUCAGGAGGAUGCUCUUUUCCGUCGCUGUGCUUCUGCUGUGCUACAGGCGAGUGGUCCACUUGCCCUGCGUGCCCUUGCUCGCGAGGUGGGGAUUCAGUUCCCCACGCGCAGUGUGGAGGCUGUAUUCAAGCGACUGUCUAAGUUGGAUAAGGACGAGCCGCUGUUCACUCCUCCAGUGUCUUUGUCUGCUGUCGGUCCUUCUUCUUCCUCUCCCUCUCCUGCUCCCCCUGCUGUGUGUGAACCGGACCAGGUAGAGUUCUAUCGGACCUCGCUCCUGCAUUCGGCUGUCAAGCUUUUGACAGAUUCACCAUGUCAGGCCUUGGCUUCUGGUGACUUGUUGUCAGUUGCCUCGGAUCUGCUCAUGGGAGAGGCCCAACUGAGUGAUUCUGCUGCCCGUUUGGAUGCUCAUGCGGCUGUGGUUUUUCCUCGUCGCUGGCGUCCAGGAGUAAACCGGAGACCCACGGUAGUUGCGCGCCCCACCGCCAGCCAUAAACUAAGACGGGCUCAGUAUGCGGAGGUGCAAGCUCGGCUUGCCAAAAACGCGAAGGCGGGAGCCCAAUUCAUCCUUUCGGGUAAUUGGCGCAACGCUCCCUGUCCCGAAGCACCGCUGCCACCUGGUACAUUAGAGUUUUGGCGGGAGCUCACUGAGCGUCCCAGUGAGCCGGAUCAGCGGCCUAUACAACCUCCAACUGCUGUUGCUUGGGAGAUCCUUGAGCCAAUUACGGCGACUGAUGUGACUGGCAACCUACGGCUAAUGCAAGGUUCUGCUGCAGGUAUUGAUGGUUUGUCUGCAAAGGAUCUGCUAAAGUGGUCACCGUCUGCCAUUGCUGGGUAUCUGAACAUCAUCCUUGCUAUUGGCCACCUCCCUGCGCAGCAUUGUACUUGUCGAACGACCCUGGUUCCUAAAGUCUCUACUCCUACUCUUCCUUCGGAGUACCGUCCUAUAGCGGUAUCCAAUAUUAUCCCCCGCUUGCUAACUCGCAUUCUUGCUCAUAGGUGGUCUCGCCUCUGCCCCACCGCCCGUUUCCAGUUUGGUUUCCAGGAAAGGGAUGGGACGGCAGAGGCGACUUCGCUGCUUCACGGAAUGUUACGGUAUGCGGUCUCAGCUCCUAGAUCAAUUGCCGUGGCUGUGUUGGAUGUUGCAAAAGCCUUCGAUUCCGUGAAUCACGGUACGCUCUUGCGAGCUGCCGAGGCGAAUGGAGCGCCACCUCUCCUCACUACUCUGCUUGCCUCCACCUACUCUCGUGCUACUACCUAUAUUCUAGACGCCGAGGUUAGAUGCCAGCGUGGUGUCCGCCAAGGCGACCCCCUCUCUCCUCUUCUCUUUAACUGUGCUCUUUCUGAAGCCCUCUCUUAUUCUGACCGGCAGUUGGGCUUUGAUCUGGCUGGGGUGACGGUGGAUUCGAUUGCGUAUGCGGAUGAUCUUGUCCUUUUCGCUGAAUCACCUCACCGCUUGCAGCAAAGACUGGAUGGUCUGGCCAAUGGCCUUUCCCUUGCUGGUAUGGUCCUCAACUCAGCCAAAUGUCUUUCCUUCUACGUUCAGGCGCUUGGAAAGGAGAAGAGUGCGUGCCUCUGCCCGUGCGACGUGUCAAUCGGGGGGAGUGUCUUGCGCUCGCUAGGGCCGACGGACACCUUCAAGUACUUGGGGGUGCCCUUCUCAUACCGCGGGAAGGUGACGGUAGGCCACCGUUCAGCUUUGUCUGGCAUGUUGGAAGAGCUUACAAGGGCACCACUGAAACCGCAACAGCGCAUCACCCUUCUGAAGCGGCACUGUGUACCGAAGCUGCUGCAUAAACUGGUCCUCGGGGCAGUCCAUCGAAACACCCUGAAGCGGCUAGAUGUCCAAGUGAGGCAAAGUGUCCGCCGUUGGUUGAAGCUCCCUGCCGAUACGCCGACUUCUUUUCUUCAUGCGCCGAUUGUUGAUGGAGGCCUUGGUAUUCCCUGCCUGUCUGUUCUCGUUCCCUUUGCAAAACGCCGACGCCUGGACUCUGUACUCAGCUCUGCUGAACCCGUUGUACGAGCAGCUGCCACGAUGCCAUCUGCAAUUUCUGGCCUGAGGUUAGCGGCCCAACCAGUGCGUAUGGGCCAUACGGUCCUGGCCAGCAAGGACGAUGCGAGGAACUAUUGGAGGAAUGAGUUGUAUAACUCUGCUGAUGGCCGUCCGCUCGCCCAGUUUGCUAAGUCCGCCUGCGCCAGUCACUGGCUCUCCUCCCCUGCUAGGGUAUUCCCGUGGCUCUACCUUCGAGGCAUCCAACUCCGAGCGGGUGUUCUCUCCACGAAAUCCCGCAGGUCCCGUGGGGCAGGCAUUACGGACGUUUUGUGUCGGGGGCAGUGUGGCCAAAGAGAGACCCUCUUUCACAUCCUCCAAUGUUGUCAGGUGACUCACCGGGCCCGAGUCUGGAGGCAUAAUUUGGCUAUGAAACUGUUGGCUUCUAAGCUCAUUGCUCGUGGACAUGAAGUCCUGGUUGAACCCCAUAUUCCUGAGGGUCAGACCUUCAAAAAGCCUGAUAUUGUGGUGUGUGCUGAUGAUAGACUCACGGUGGUGGAUGUAGCUGUCGCCGACGAAGAUCUGAUGGAUACUGUUUACGCUGGAAAAACCCGCCACUACUCUACGGUGGAAGUUGAGGGGAAUCUUCGGAGGAUCCUCGGGAAACCAGCGGAUUUUCCGGUGUCACACGCACCGGCCAUUUUCUCGUCACGCGGCGCCCUCUCCCCACGCAGCGAGGCUAGUCUGAAGCUUCUUGGUCUGUCCAAAUUCGAUCUCUCUGACCUAUGUUUGGCGGUGAUCAGGGGUUCCUUGAAAGCCUAUGACGUCUACGUACGUGGUGCUGGCAACGGUGAAAACCAGUGA